Rotaria socialis is the source of this 426-nucleotide messenger RNA. The record is from the annotation of a GenBank genome assembly. NCBI's taxonomy places the organism in Eukaryota, Metazoa, Rotifera, Eurotatoria, Philodinida, Philodinidae.
AUGUCAGCUUCGCACAACGAUAAACAGUACCUACUCUAUUGUAAUACGACAACACAAUUCGAGACACUACUGGAUAAAUCGAACUGGCCAGAAACCAUUUGUAANUUAACAUACGGUCGAAUGUCAGCUUCGCACAACGAUAAACACUGCCUACUCUAUUGUAAUACGACAACACAAUUCGAGACACUACUGGAUAAAUCGAACUGGCCAGAAACCAUUUGUAAUAGUAUGUAUUCAAUUGAUAUUCCUCGAAGAUUUCCAUCUUCAUAUUCGGUAGUGACAUUGAACAUUCCGACGCAAUGGAAUGUUGAAAAUCUUUGUGAGGAGCUCAAACUUAGAUAUAAAACGAUAAUUAAAGGUGAACGUAUGUUUCUAAAAGGUGGACGACCUAUACCGAGAAUACGCAUUUCGUCAAAUAAAGAAUAA